Bicyclus anynana (squinting bush brown) is the source of this 746-nucleotide messenger RNA. Its product is annotated as solute carrier organic anion transporter family member 1B1-like. The record is from RefSeq and is a predicted model, not a curated record. Gene Ontology annotation, biological process: sodium-independent organic anion transport; transmembrane transport. Gene Ontology annotation, cellular component: membrane. Lineage: Eukaryota; Metazoa; Arthropoda; Insecta; Lepidoptera; Nymphalidae. The coding region runs from base 1 to 543 and encodes 180 amino acids. The transcript is spliced from 4 exons.
AUGGUCACGUACGUGUCUCCGUGCCACGCCGGCUGCGGGGGAGAGGAGUUGUUCGACGGGGUCAGGGCAUACACCAACUGCACUUGUUCAACAACCGGGCGCGCAGCCGUGGGUGCAUGCAGCGAUGUAAUGUGCAAGCAGUCCCACGGACAGCACGGCAUGCUGCUUGUGAUCGCCGUCACUUUUACACUGUUGUGCUUCCAAGCGCAGGGAGUUAUGCUGCUCCGCAUAGUGGACCCUCGGGACAAGUCUGUGGUUAUGGGCGUGGCGUGGUUUGUGGUCACGCUGAUGACGUUCGUGUUCGGACAUUUGUGGUUUAUGUGGAUGAGAGCCGGUAUGUGCCGUUGGUAUGAAGCGGAACAAUGCCACUUGCAAUACUCAAACUUCUCUAACCAUGUCGGUGGCACGUGCGCCGUCAUCGCUAUAGCAUCGCUCGUGAUCAGCAUUGUCUCCGCUUUCUCGUUACGGAAGAAGAACAAAUCCAAAGAUUAUAAGUUAGUGUACGUUAAGUCGAUUGAAAUGGAAGUAGAACAAAACCAAUGAGACAAAACAGAUUACAGGUUUAUGAAAAAUUGUGUUUUUCUUUCUUCCUCGAAAGUCUCAGUAGUACCUAGUCGUUUUCAACUUUCAUUUGGGAAGUAUGAAGGAAUCAUAUUAUAAUCAAUAAUUAUUGAUUAUAAUAUGAUUAAAUUUCGAUUGUUGAUAAUCAAUAAUUAAUAAUUAUUGAUUUAUAUUUAUAUUUUUUU